Messenger RNA from Hemisphaericaspora subhashii, 315 nucleotides. It is a transcript of the gene TTR1, whose product is annotated as dithiol glutaredoxin. Gene Ontology annotation, molecular function: glutathione disulfide oxidoreductase activity. Bases 1 to 315 code for a protein of 104 amino acids. NCBI's taxonomy places the organism in Eukaryota, Fungi, Ascomycota, Pichiomycetes, Serinales, Debaryomycetaceae. Gene Ontology annotation, cellular component: cytoplasm; nucleus. The transcript has a single exon. Gene Ontology annotation, biological process: cellular response to oxidative stress. The record is from RefSeq and is a predicted model, not a curated record.
AUGGUAUCUGCUCAAACUACUGAAAAGGUUAAACAAUUAAUCAAAACUAAACCAAUCUUCAUUGCUUCCAAAACUUAUUGUCCUUAUUGUUCCGCCACUAAAGCAACAAUUAAUGCUAUUACAAAAGAUGCUUAUAUUUUAGAAUUAGAUGAAGAAGAAGAUGGAGCUGAAAUUCAAGAAGCUUUAUUAGAAUUAACUGGUCAAAGAACCGUCCCUAAUGUCUUUAUUGGUGGUCAACAUAUUGGUGGUAAUUCAGAUGUUCAAGCUUUGAAAUCAGCCAAGAAAUUAGAUGAAAAGAUUAAAGCUGUUUUAUAG